Molecule: messenger RNA, 833 nt
Organism: Hevea brasiliensis (rubber tree)
Lineage: Eukaryota; Viridiplantae; Streptophyta; Magnoliopsida; Malpighiales; Euphorbiaceae
Exons: 1
Coding region: 153-674 (173 amino acids)
Biological process (GO): response to auxin
Source: RefSeq, a predicted model, not a curated record
CACUCUUCAUUGUGGUUUGUCUUCCAAGUUCAUGUCCAAGAGCAAUAAAUGAUUUCCAGCCUAGAGCUUUAUAAAAAAAAAUUCAGGAAAUAACAAGAUUGUCCUGUCAACUUCUCCUUAAUUUUCCUUACAAGGAGUUGCUAGACAGUACCAUGUGCUCCUUGGGUUACCUAUGUCGCCUAGAAAAACCCACCAAGAGGACUCUUCACCACUCGCCUAUGCUUACAGUAGAUUUUCUCACAUACCCUCUCAUCUAUAUAUACUCAUGCAUCACCCCACAGCCAACUCAAGUCCUCAAGCAUCACAUUCUCUACUUGCAAAGCAAAAUUUUCCCUUCUUCUGUAUCAUUUCUGAAAAUCUCAGCUUCCAGAGAAUUAAUCAUAAUGGCUAUUCGUUUUCCUGCUAUUACACACGCUAAGCAGAUUCUUCGCCGAUCAAAUUUGCUUCCAAAUCAAUCUUCUUCUAAUUUUACAGAUGUUCCAAAAGGCCACAUAGCAGUAUAUGUUGGAGAAGGCCAAAAGAAGAGAUUCAUAAUUCCAGUAUCAUUUUUGAAUAAGCCUUCAUUUCAAGAAUUGCUAAGAAAGGCUGAGGAAGAGUUUGGAUUCAAUCAUCCAAUGGGUGGUAUCACAAUUCCCUGCAGAGAAGACAUCUUCAUGGACUUGCUUUACGUUUGAAUUGAUCAUGAUAUGUAAAAUCAAAGACAAUUUUGUACAUUCUCUGCACAUCUUUUUGUUCUUUUCCAAUGAUAUCUAAAGACAAAUAUAGUCCUUGUUUCACUCAAAAGUGCAUGUUACCCUAUGAUCAUUUCUUCAGCCAGGAUAGCUUUUCUCUGA